GUGUACUACACACAGAACGCGCGAGAUAUAUAGGCCUACCCGAUUGUCAUUACCCAACAAAACUGGCACCUUUUCUCGUUUGAUUUUGGUGAAAUUUUGCUAAUUCGUCAACUGUUUUUGUAGAUUUUGAUUAAAGCUAUCACCAUGGUCAGGACAAAGGCAGAUAACUCAUGCAGGAAAGCUGUUGCGGCCAAAGCUCCAAGGAAAGCUCUAGCGCCCUCUAGGGCAGGAUCUGUGAUGUCUCCCUCAGCAGGAGGUAAGAGGGAUAAGUACAGUGGUGGGAAUCCAGUCAACCCUCAACCCACGCCAGAAUGGCAGAAAUCAAUCAGUAAGUUCUUUGUAAUGCCAUCAUCGUCAUCAUCGUCAUCAUCGUCAUCGACGUCGACGUCAGGAAAGGAGAACGAAGACCCAGUGGAGGAACCUUGCAGUAGCAAAGAUGUAGACAGGACAGAAGAAGAGGCUGGAGGAAGUUCAUCAUCUCAAGAACAAACUCCAGAGAAGAUGGAAGAGGAGGAGGAGGAGGAAGGAGACGAAGAGAGCGAAGAAGAAGAAGAGAAACCAGCACCAUCUAGGAGUUUCAAGAAAAACAGAUGCAUUAGCGACAGUGAAGAUGACGAUGAAUAGAGGAUGUUUGAUAUUGGCUUAGAUGAACAAAGUAACAACACUUGAACCCAAAGACGUGACAGAGUGUCUCCUUACAAAGGAGAGUUGUUCAGACCGGUACUGGAGAAUCAAAUUCACCCUGCAGGGAAGCCAAUGAUCACUGAUUGGUAGCCCCGAUACCUUCCCAAUUCAGGCUUCGUGUUGAACAGAACACGUGCGGUUAUAACAUGUCUGGGUUUCAAUUCAGGUACUUCAUUGGGGUAAACAGUCAUUGGGAGUAUGGAAGGUAGUUAUGUG
Molecule: messenger RNA, 900 nt
Organism: Strongylocentrotus purpuratus (purple sea urchin)
Lineage: Eukaryota; Metazoa; Echinodermata; Echinoidea; Camarodonta; Strongylocentrotidae
Product: PCNA-associated factor
Exons: 4
Coding region: 145-624 (159 amino acids)
Biological process (GO): translesion synthesis; regulation of cell cycle
Cellular component (GO): nucleus
Molecular function (GO): chromatin binding
Source: RefSeq, a predicted model, not a curated record